Rangifer tarandus platyrhynchus (Svalbard reindeer) is the source of this 2544-nucleotide messenger RNA. Lineage: Eukaryota; Metazoa; Chordata; Mammalia; Artiodactyla; Cervidae. The record is from the annotation of a GenBank genome assembly.
AUGCAACAAGCUUUAGAACUAGCUUUGGACCGUGCAGAGUAUGUCAUUGAAAGUGCCCGGCAGAGACCUCCUAAAAGGAAAUACCUAUCUAGUGGAAGAAAAUCUAUAUUUCAAAAACUUUAUGACUUAUAUAUUGAAGAAUGUGAAAAAGAGCCUGAGGUUAAGCAGAAAUUAAGAAGAAAUGUGAACUUACUAGAGAAGCUUGUUAUGCAAGAGACAUUGUCAUGUUUAGUGGUCAACCUGUACCCAGGAAAUGAGGGAUAUUCUCUGAUGCUCAGGGGAAAAAAUGGAUCAGAUUCUGAGACCAUUCGACUGCCUUAUGAAGAAGGAGAAUUGCUUGAAUACUUGGAUGCAGAAGAAUUACCUCCAAUUUUGGUUGAUCUCCUAGAAAAAUCUCAGGUUAAUAUUUUUCAUUGUGGAUGCGUCAUAGCAGAAAUACGUGACUAUAGGCAGUCCAGUAAUAUGAAAUCUCCUGGUUACCAAAGUAGGCACAUUCUGUUACGUCCAACAAUGCAGACUUUAAUCUGUGAUGUACAUUCAAUAACAAGUGAUAACCAUAAGUGGACCCAGGAAGACAAACUUUUGCUUGAGAGCCAACUGAUUCUGGCUACAGCAGAACCACUGUGUCUUGAUCCUUCCAUAGCUGUAGCCUGCACUGCAAACAGACUGCUCUAUAACAGGCAAAAGAUGAACACGCGCCCGAUGAAACGAUGUUUCAAGAGAUAUUCCAGGUCCUCUCUGAAUCGGCAGCAGGAUAUGUCCCAUUGUCCACCUCCUCCUCAGCUAAAAUUACUUGAUUUCUUACAAAAAAGAAAGGAAAGAAAAGCAGGUCAGCAUUAUGACCUCAAAAUUUCUAAAGCAGGAAAUUGUGUAGAUAUGUGGAAACGGAGUCCCUGUAAUUUGGCUGUACCUUCUGAGGUGGAUGUGGAAAAAUAUGCCAAAGUAGAAAAAUCUAUCAAGUCUGAUGACUCACAACCAACAGUCUGGCCAGCCCAUGAUGUAAAAGAUGAUUAUAUAUUUGAAUGUGAAGCUGGUAAUCAGUAUCAGAAAACAAAGCUGACCAUUUUGCAGUCUCUUGGUGAUCCACUUUACUAUGGUAAAAUCCAGCCAUGUAAAGAAGAUGAGGAGAGUGACAGUCCGAUGUCGCCAUCCCAGUUUGUUAUUGGAUCAAAGACUGAUGCUGAGAGAGUAGUCAAUCAGUACCAGGAAUUGGUCCAGAAUGAAGCCAAAUGUCCAGUGAAGAUGUCGCAUAGCUCCAGUGGCUCAGCCAGCUUGAGUCAGCUUUCUCCAGGGAGAGAAACUGAACAGCCUGAGACCGUGUCAGUUCAGUCGUCAGUCCUGGGGAAGGGAGUGAAACAUCGACCUCCACCCAUCAAGCUUCCCUCAGCCUCAGGAAAUAGUUCCUCAGGUAACUAUUUUACACCACAACAGGCCAGCAGCUUUCUUAAAUCUCCAACUCCUCCUCCUGCUUCUAAGCCACCAAGUCUUUCUCGGAAGUCAUCCGUGGAUCUUAAUCAAGUUAGCAUGCUUUCUCCAGCUGCCCUAUCACCUGCCAGUUCAUCACAAAGAUCUGGAACUCCUAAGCCAUCUACUCCUACACCAACCCCUUCAUCGACCCCACACCCUCCUGAUGCUCAGAGCUCAACUCCUAUUACCCCUUCAGCUACCCCUACUCCCCAAGAUUCAGGCUUCACCCCUCAGCCCACUUUGUUAACUCAGUUUGCUCAGCAGCAAAAGUCUCUGAGCCAGGCAAUGCCUGUAACGACCAUUCCUCUUUCCACCAUGGUGACAUCCAUAACCACAGGAACCACAGCCACCCAGGUCAUGGCAAACUCUGCUGGACUUAACUUCAUCAAUGUAGUGGGCUCUGUUUGUGGAGCUCAAGCUUUGAUGAGUGGUUCAAACCCUAUGCUGGGCUGUAACACUGGUGCCAUAACUCCUGCAGGAAUAAACCUGAGUGGCCUUCUACCCUCAGGAGGUCUGCUACCAAAUGCAUUGCCGGGUGCAAUGCAGUCAGCCUCUCAAGCAGGUGUUCCAUUUGGUUUAAAAAAUACUUCAAGUCUCAGGCCCUUAAAUCUACUCCAGCUCCCAGGCGGCUCGCUCAUUUUUAACACUCUGCAGCAGCAGCAGCAGCAGCAGCAGCUCUCCCAGUUUACACCACAGCAGCCCCAGCAGCCCCAGCAGCCUGGGGAGCAGGGUUCUGAACAAAGUUUGACCAGUCAGGAACAAGCCUUAUCUGCUCAACACGCUGCAGUUAUUAACCUUGCCGGAGUAGGAAGUUUUAUGCAUUCACAGGCAGCUGUGUUGUCUCAGCUUGGCUCUGCCGAGAACAGACCUGAGCAAAGCCUUCCUCAGCAGAGACUCCAGCUCUCCUCUGCCUUUCAACAGCAGCAGCAACAGAUCCAACAGUUACGAUUCUUGCAGCAUCAAAUGGCUAUGGCAGCAGCAGCAGCACAAACAGCUCAGCUACAUCAUCAUCGGCAUACAGGCAGCCAGUCAAAAAGUAAAAUGAAGAGAGGCACGCCAACCACUCCAAAAUUCUGA